AGGGUCAUUCGGCUGGAGGGACGAGGGCGCCACGGUAGAAAUGUAGAUGACCGUGGUCACCACCAGUGGGGACCCGACGGCAUUCCCGACGGCCGUGCUCUGCGGGAUACAGCCCAGCACUCCGAUGGCCACCAGAAACAAGUCGCUCAGAAUCCGCCCGGUGAGGAAGAUGGUCGCCCGGCCGAACUUGGUCAUGAGCCAAGAUGCAGAGGAGGCCAAAGGUGAGGUACUGCGAGUUGAGCACGAGGUUCAGGUCGAAGGCGCCCUGCUCCGACAGCCCGGCCUGCUCCAGGAACUGCACGGUCUGCACAUUGAUGCCAUUGCCGCCCCAUGUCUGGGCCAUUUGGACAAUACAAAUCUGGCCCGGUCAGCAUGUGCGUGAACCCCGACAGCACGAGCGUCGUACUCACAAUUUCGGUGCGCCACACGUUUUUGCCGCGGAAACAUUCCAGGGAGCUGCUGGACUCCUGGACCUGGGCCUCCAUCUGGUUGGUGUAGUCGAUGCGGGCAAUGGCCUGCUCGAUCUCCUCAUCGGUGGUAUCCUCAUGCCGCACGCGACGCAGCGUGGUGCGAGCCUCGUCUCAGCGGCCCUUGCGCACAAGGAAAUAGGGAGACUCGGGGGCGAGGAUAAAGCAGAUCAGGAGAGGCACGGGCCAAACGAAUUGCACCAGAAAGGGAACCCGCCACGCUGUCCGGGCACGCACGUCAGUCCCGGCGUCUGCACUGCAACGAGGAUAUUUCCAAUGCACCCGGCCUGAAAGGCCCCCCACGGGAUCCCUAGGGUCAUCACUCAUCAGCACCCGUGCGAAUGGGGAUUCCUCCGGGUCCAGCGCAGACCGCACAAGAGCAUGGCCGCCACCAUCAUGCCCAGGUUCUGCACGAAGGCCAACAAAAAGAGACUCCCCGUGAGGAAGACCAUCAUGACACAGAGGAUGGGCUUCCAGCCACAGCGAUCGGCCAGCGCCCCGGCCACCGCCAGCCCGAUGAGCUCGCCCACGGCCAUCGCCUGUUGGAUGCCGGUUUUGCCACU
Molecule: messenger RNA, 1030 nt
Organism: Aspergillus ibericus CBS 121593
Lineage: Eukaryota; Fungi; Ascomycota; Eurotiomycetes; Eurotiales; Aspergillaceae
Exons: 2
Coding region: 204-758 (184 amino acids)
Source: RefSeq, a predicted model, not a curated record